GAGUUGCAACAAUUGUCUCUCUCUUACCUGCGAACUCCAAGGAGAACAGAUGUGCAUUAGAGAGUGCAGCACUAUAGUUCGCAUAUUCGUUAACUCUGUAUAAGUUAAUCUGUUUAUUGGUUGAUAUAUGUGUUUCUAAGUGUUUUUCCGGUGUUUUCGUGUAUAGGAAAUCACUUCAUUGGCGUCGCCGGUAGGAUAUUUUGCCCACCUACGCCACGAAUGAUAACGAUGAUCACAGACAGCAUGAUUGUGAUUCUCUUGUGCGGUGUGUCUGCAGUAGUGUCUGCUGGAUGCGAAACACCACCUUACACAGCACUGAGAAAUGUAAAGUACAUUCCACAUAGUAAAAUAGAGGUAGCAGCUCGUGUUAACUGUCCAUCAACUGAACAUAAAGCUAUAUAUGUGAUCAGCACUUGGAGAAAUGAAACUUUGGUGUUAUGUGCCUGUGAAGUAGUAAUGUUUGGUGGAUAUUGUCCUGAAGUGAACAAUAAGAACAAAAUUCAAGUGAACUUUGAUGCACCAUGCCAUAAUCUUUCGUCAAACCCAUGUCCACAAAAGUACAAUGCAUCACAGAGUUUCAGAUUUACAGGUUGUUUUGUAAUAUUUGGAGGUAUUCCGUCUCCAAAAUCACUGGUCAUGAAAAAUGAACUGUUAGAGGGCACAAUCCAGCAAUUGAAAACAGAUAGCGAAAAGCGUUUGUCAAAACUCAACAGGAUUAUUAUUGAAAAAAACAAUACGAUUAAGAUGCUGAAUAAUAAAAUAAAUGAUGAAAAGGAAAAGUUCAAACAAAAGGAGAUUAUCUAUAAAUGUGUUGUUGCCUCUCUUGUGAUUUUAAUUUCAAUGAUGCUGUGCUUCUUUGUAAAACAAUACUGUUGUGAUAGAAAAUCUGAUGAAUCAAAUGACAAUAAGCUACUGAUAAACUGCUGCGAAAAAUACCAAACCAAUAGCGAACAAAACCAGAGGAUGUUGCUAGUGGGUACAUGUGAAGGUUCUGACAAUGAAAAUAAAUCUGGUGAUGCAUUGGGAAGUAUUGAAGGUGAAUGUUUAGAACAAAGAGAAGUCAAUGACGUUUCAUUAGAGGAUGAUAUUGAAAAUGCCAAUGACGUUCCAUUAGAGGAUGAUAUUGAAAAUGCCUCGGUCCACACAGAUAUCCCGUCUCAGAAUGAUGGAUUUGAUGAAGUUCUUAAUAUAUAUGUAUGAAGUGACAACAAAAUGGAUUUUAAAAUUUUGUAACAUUUGCAGUCAAAAAUGUAUAUACAUUGUAUUACAGUCUCGCACAGUCUCAAUUUCAGUGGAGAACUUCCGGAGACAAGCAUACAUUUCUCACCAUAGCAAAAGGCUAGGAAUUGACUUAUUUGAGUUAAAAGCAGAGUACGCGAAAUACGUCGGACCGUCGGACAUUUCGGGAAAAAAUGUAUCUGUUCAGUAAAAAUUUAUAUAGUCCCUGACCAAAAGUCCGGCGCCUUUACUUUAGUGCGAAUUGUUUAUUGUACGAGUUGCUUUUUGUUCGAAUUGUUAUUAGCUCACCUGAGCUGAAAGCUCAAGUGAGCUUUUCUGAUCGUCUGUCCGUCUGUCUGUAAACUUUUUACAUUUUGGACUUCUUCUCCAGUUCCACUAGGCCAAUUUUAACCAAACAUGGCCAAAAGCAUCCUUGGAUGAAGGGCUUUUAAGUUUGUACAAAUGAAGGACCAUAUCCCUUUCAAAGGGGAGAUAAUCACAAAUAUACCAAAAUAGGGUGGGGUCAUUUUCUUCUUCUCAAGAACCACUGAGCCUGCUGAGAAGAGCUGAAAUUUCCAUGAAAGCUUCCUGACAUACACAGGCAAAUGUGCCUCACGUGAAAUUCACAUGAAUUUCACGUGAAAAUUUCUAUGUGAAAUUCACGUUAAAAAAACAUCAAAUGUGAAUUCACACACAAAAAAAUUCACGUGAAAUUCACAUGAAUUUCACGUGCAAUUCACGUAAAAUUCACGUGAAUUUCAUGUGAAAUCUUUAACAUGAAUUUCACAUAAAAUUCACGUGAAUUUCACAUAAACUUUAUAACGUUAAAUCAUACAUGGAUAUUUUGAUACCUGAAUCUCGGGUUCAGAUGAACACAAAAAGGAGUACAAAUCUUUAUUCAAUCUGCUGAUAAUUUAAUUAUUGAAUUGGUUUUUAAAUGUAUAUGGUUGUCUUCAUUGUCUUUUUUUGUUUAUUUCUUUUAAACUCUGAAAAAGAAGUAUUUAUGUAUUAGAAGGACUGUUCAAUAUAUAAAAGGCGUAAUCUUAAUCCUUAUAUACACAUACUAUGAAUGAAAUUCCAUGUAGAUGUAGUAGAAACGAAGAAAAAAAGUUGCAAAAUUAUCAAUAAUUUGUGUUUGAAAUAAAACUUAUGUUCUGAAUUACGA
Molecule: messenger RNA, 2383 nt
Organism: Ostrea edulis (European flat oyster)
Lineage: Eukaryota; Metazoa; Mollusca; Bivalvia; Ostreida; Ostreidae
Exons: 2
Coding region: 220-1200 (326 amino acids)
Source: RefSeq, a predicted model, not a curated record